AGAUUUGCCGAGUAAUCAAAAUAAAGUAUAACGUUACAGUUUACCACAUCUUUACUACAACUUCGUACACAAUUCACAGAGCAAUAAAGUAUAACUGUAAGUUACUACAGCUUUACUACAGCUUCGUACACAAUGGAGCCUCGCUUCAGGAGACGGGCUGAUGGCAGCCUGAAUCUUUCGGACACACUGGAAGCAGCAAAGGUGAAGGAAGCCAACAAAGGAAAGCCUUACACAAGACCCCUGUCCCCGGAGGCUGUGCUGGACAAGGCCAAGAAAAGCUUAAGUCAGCACCAUGGAGAUCCAGCUAACAGAAAGCACCUGCUGGGUUUCUUUGAAAUCCAGUUUGGUAUCUUUCGUGGGCAAACAUUCAGGUGGGUUGCAGAAAAUGCACUAGGGUAUGCUGCUUACCUGGUUGCAUCUAUGAAGAGGGACCCCACAGGAGGCAGCAAAGACUCUCAAGAACAUGCCCACAACAAGGGGAGUUUCAGGGAGUAUAUUGAGCUCUUUCCUUCUGGCAAAAUUGCCAUUGCUAUGAAGGAAGAGCAAAAUGAUGCAAAAGCUUCCAAGCACGAUGCCCUUACUCAGCACGCUGCACCCACCCAGCACGCUGCACCCACCCAGCACGCUGCACCCACCCAGCACGCUGCACCCACCCAGCACGCUGCACCCACCCAGCACGCUGCCACCACCCAUGCUUCCACUGCCUCUCUACGCUCCCUCUUGGUUGGGAAGUUGCCUGACCAAAGAACCCUGACCAAGACCAUAAAAAGGAUGGUUUCCCCCAUCAAAACCACACCUUCUUUGGCCCAGGCACGUGCACGACCCUCUGCCACCCUCACCCAUCCAACUGUGUCCAUUGAGGGAGCCACAGGGCCCACAGCCACCCUCACCCAGCGAAAGCAUGUGGCCUGCAUCCAGGAUCCUCAAGGUGUGCAGCUCUACAUGCAGACGGGCACUUUAAUGAAGGGAGGGCAUCGUCUGCCAACUUACCGCUGUGCCAGAGGUUCUACUUCGCUGGAGUCUUUUCAUCUGCACCUCAACAGAUUCAUCCCAGGCACGCUGGCAAGUGACACCUUUUUUCAGGCGUAUCUUUUGGAUGGACUUGCAAGGUGGAAUGAGGACCGGGCUGUGGCAGCAACAACUGAUGAGCAGCAGCCACAUUCCUAUAGUCAUCUUCUCCGUCAUGCUGCCAAUAUUCUUUCAGAGGAGGUCAUGGGCAUGAAAAUCAGCCCUUAUGUUGGGCCAAGAAAGUACACUGUCCUCACCACUCUCUGCACACCUUUCCAGUCUGAGGCGUUACAGGACCCAAACCAGACAGAGAUGCAGCUGGUCAAUAUGCUCUCUAUUGUGCCUCUGUAA
This is a messenger RNA of Misgurnus anguillicaudatus (oriental weatherfish), 1359 nucleotides long. Lineage: Eukaryota; Metazoa; Chordata; Actinopteri; Cypriniformes; Cobitidae. The record is from RefSeq and is a predicted model, not a curated record.